GCAGAUUUUGUGAGAAAAUGGUGAUUCUGCGGUUUGCGACCCUUCUGCUGCUGGGAACCUACGGUUCGUUCGGUUUUAGCUAUGAGGAUAUGGAAGAAGAUGACACUUCUCGGCUGACGGACUCGCAAAUUCUGACUGAACUGAAUCCCACCGAAACAGAGGAGGGUAAUCCAAUUGUACAAGGUGACAUAGUCCUCCCUCCGGGAAGCAAGCGAGAAGAUUUUAAAGGAAUUGUUAACGUCGUUACUCUCUGGACCAAUGGAAAAAUUUCUUAUAACUACCACAGUUCUGUAGAUGAAGAUUUAAAAACUAUGAUUCGUGGAGCCAUGGAUGAAUGGGAAAAACACUCCUGCUUAAAAUUCACUGAGAAAGUCUUCGACUUUAACUACUUGCGAUACAGAAGUGAUAAAGAAGGUUGCUGGUCUAUGAUUGGACGCAUUAAUUCACCAUUUGCACCGCAAGACGUUUCCAUUGGUCAAGGAUGCAACAGAACAAAUAUCAUUGUCCAUGAGAUCGGCCAUGCCAUCGGAUUUUACCAUGAACAGUCUCGAAAUGACCGUGACGAGUACAUUAAAAUUUUGUGGCACAAUAUGCCAGUGGCACGGUAUUCGCAGUUCGACAAGGGGCUGGAGAGUCCAAGAGGAGUCGAAUACGACUAUACAUCUGUCAUGCACUACGGACCCAUGGCUUUUACAUCUAAAUACUUCCAAAAGAAUACCAUUGCUGCCAGAAACCCGCAUCGCCAAACAUUAAUCGGAUCUGGGAUGAAAAUAAGCUUCCGCGAUGCUAAACUAAUCAAUAAAAUGUAUUCUUGUAGUGUGCACUGUCCGAACAACAAUGAAAGUCAGUGUCUAAACGGAGGUUUCCUCUCCCCUUAUCGGGGUGAUCAGCAACCUUGUGACUGCGUCUGUCCUCCAGGAGCUACUGGAGAGUUUUGCGAAAACGUAUCAGAGCCUUUCGAAUAUUACGAGCUUCCACCAUGCGGUGGCAAUGUAACAGAAGAUGCUGAAAUUUCAACUCCUGGAUAUCCUCAAAGGAGUCCUCCAAAAGAUUCAUGCAGUUGGUGGAUACAAGCUCCUGAAGGGAAACAAGUUCAAGUUGAAUUCAUGGAUUUUAGUUUCGCACCCCGUGUUCAAAAUAAUGCCAGCAGAUGGCAUGAAAAAUGCUAUGAUGAACGUGUUGAAAUCAGAACCAGAAAUCGAUAUGAUGGAGAUAUGUUUUGCGGCGAAGACAUUCCUCCAGGUACCGUGGCGACAUCUGCAGAAAGAGAAUUCAUCAUCAUUAUCGACACCAAAGAGAGUGCUCAAACUGGAAGGGGGAUGAGGGCCAAAGUGACCAUGGUGGACGAUGAAACUCCAGAGGAAUCAGCAGAAUACAAAGACACACUUCGCCGCUAUUCGCUUCCUUGACCAUUUAAAAAUCAAUCAUAUCUGUGUUUUUUAUGACUGUUUUGC
Messenger RNA from Uloborus diversus, 1454 nucleotides. Its product is annotated as blastula protease 10-like. Gene Ontology annotation, biological process: proteolysis. Bases 18 to 1409 code for a protein of 463 amino acids. The record is from RefSeq and is a predicted model, not a curated record. The transcript has 10 exons. Lineage: Eukaryota; Metazoa; Arthropoda; Arachnida; Araneae; Uloboridae. Gene Ontology annotation, molecular function: zinc ion binding; metalloendopeptidase activity.